GACUGAAUCAACGACAGAGUCAACAACAGAGUCAACAACCGAGUCAACAACACCAACGACACCAACAACUGAGUCAACAACUGAUUCAACGACUGAACCAACGACUGAGUCAACAACUGAGUCAACGACUGAGUCAAUGACUGAGUCAAUGACUGAGUCAACGACUGAGUCAACGACUGAGUCAGCAAUUGAGCCAACAACAUCAACAACAAUGCAGAAAACUGAGCCAGGAACACUAAUAUCACGGGCAGCAACAACAGAAAGAAUAUCACAAAUAUUUGAAUCAGCGACAUCAUCGUCAAUACCAUCAUCAAUACAACCGUAUCCAUCAUCAUCAAUACAACCUUAUCCAUCAUCAUCAAUACAACCUUAUACAUCAUCAUCAGCAUCCCAAAUAACAUUCCCAUCAUCAUUUCCAGCAUCCCCAUCAUCAAUAGGAGCGACCUCAGAAACGAAAUAUACAAGUUUCACUACUGUAGAGGCAAUAACAAUGACAAACGGAUGUAUAUGUACAUGUUUGACUAACUCUUCCACCUUGAAACCAAACAUCACCGAUGAACAACUGGAUAAUAAGCUUCGUGAGAUCAUCUCGGAGUUGACUAUACCACGACGCAACACGUCCAAGUACAUCCGUUCCAAAAAAAGUAUGGCUGACGAACGUGUUUCAUCAAAGGUGAUCGGUGGCUUCACGGCCAUUGUCGUGGUUGCACCCUUUGUUCUUAUUGUCGUGGUUGACUUACUGCCGCUUCUCAAAUGGCUCUAUUCAUACAUCUAAAAUUCUACACACGAACAGUGGGCUGAUAAAUAACAACGAGAACUACUACUACUACUACUACUACUACUACUACUACUACCACUACUACUACUACCACUACCACUACCCAUCACCACGACGACGUCGAC
This is a messenger RNA of Octopus bimaculoides (California two-spot octopus), 903 nucleotides long. RefSeq lists its product as uncharacterized. Lineage: Eukaryota; Metazoa; Mollusca; Cephalopoda; Octopoda; Octopodidae. The record is from RefSeq and is a predicted model, not a curated record.